Mesoplodon densirostris (Blainville's beaked whale) is the source of this 1540-nucleotide messenger RNA. It is a transcript of the gene CHCHD4, whose product is annotated as coiled-coil-helix-coiled-coil-helix domain containing 4. The record is from RefSeq and is a predicted model, not a curated record. Bases 165 to 572 code for a protein of 135 amino acids. The transcript is spliced from 3 exons. Gene Ontology annotation, cellular component: mitochondrial intermembrane space. Gene Ontology annotation, molecular function: protein-disulfide reductase activity. Lineage: Eukaryota; Metazoa; Chordata; Mammalia; Artiodactyla; Ziphiidae. Gene Ontology annotation, biological process: protein import into mitochondrial intermembrane space.
CCGACUGAGAGGGCCGGACUAGACCCGCCGAGGCAGGCGCGCGGCGGGCAGGCCUGGAGGGGGCGGGCCCACGCGGGCCUCCAAGCCGCCAGCCCCGCAGCGGAGAGGUCACGGCGUGAGGCCGCCGCCACAGUCGCCGCGAGGUCGGAGCGCCGGGCUGCACCAUGGCCUACUGCCGGCAGGAAGGGAAGGAUCGAAUCAUAUUUGUGACCAAAGAAGACCAUGAAACUCCAAGCAGUGCGGAGCUGGUGGCCGAUGACCCCAAUGAUCCUUACGAGGAGCACGGACUGAUCCUGCCCAACGGAGACAUCAACUGGAACUGCCCGUGCCUGGGGGGCAUGGCCAGCGGCCCGUGUGGGGAACAGUUCAAGGCGGCCUUUUCCUGCUUCCACUACAGCACAGAGGAUGUCAAGGGGUCGGACUGUAUAGACCAGUUCCGGGCCAUGCAGGAGUGCAUGCAGAAGUACCCGGACCUCUAUCCCCAGGAGGAGGAGGAGAAGCCAGCGGAUCAAUUAGAGGAAACGGCUGUCUCUGAAGCCACCACAACCAAAGAAGAGGAGGGGUCUAGCUAAUGAGGGCCCUGGGCACUGGGCUCCAGCCUCCUUCAGAGAGGAUGAACCUCUCCAAGAAAGUAUCUCUCCCUCUGUAGUUCUGUGCACUGUAAUGUACAAAAUAACUUAUUGAGUUGAUCAGGGGUCUUGGCCCCUUGACAUGUACACUGAAAUAUGGGUUGUAUGUAUGUGUGUCUCACAUAACCUGUCAGUGAAUGUAGCUGCCACUUUUUUUUUUUUUUUUUUGCGGUAUGCGGGCCUCUCACUGCUGUGGCCUCUUCCGUUGCGGAGCACAGGCUCCGGACGUGCAGGCUCAGCGGCCAUGGCUCACGGGCCCAGCCGCUCCGUGGCGUGUGGGAUCUUCCCGGACCGGGGCACAAACCCGUGUCCCCUGCAUCAGCAGGCGGACUCUUAACCACUGCCACCAGGGAAGCCCUAGCUGCCACUUUUGAAUUCUCAGAUUGUCCUGAAUUUUGCCAUUUUGAAAUAAUGUUCUGAAUAAUCUCAGCAACCAAAAAUCUUUAUCUGGGAGUGUCUCUUGUGAGUGAGCUGAUUUAUUCUGAUUCAUUGUAUCCCUUUUAGUAGAUUUUAUACCCAGUUGGAAAGUGAAAUAGACACAAACAUCUUCCUUUAAAAAUGCUGGAGGGGGGGCAUUCCUUAUAGAAGAGGUGGGAUGAUCAGACCUUGAGUAUUUGACGAAGCACUAUGCUUCAUUUCUGAUAUAUUUUGGUUUCCAGUUUGCAUUGAGCUCCAGGUUUUCUACGUUUGGAAAACAGAGCUUUGGACCCUCUGAGUGACCCCCUUUGUAAGUGAAGAGAAAGGCCAUUUUUUUCUCUUCUUGUUACCCCAAAAGCCCUGCUUUGGGGUCUGUGUGCACACUGGCUCUGUCUCAGCCUGUUCAGAUGCAACGGUCUUGAGAGGUGGGGACCUAAUCAUUACCAAAGUAGCACCUGACAGAGGAAACAGUGUCAAUUAAAAGGAAAACAUGA